AUGGAAACAACCACAGCCGGAAUCACAAUUCAGGCACCACAGCUGGACAUCCAUACGGUUGCCGCCGGUGGUGGAUCUAGGCUAUUUUUCCGUUCGGGACUCUUCGUCGUCGGUCCGGAAUCAGCAGGUGCAUCGCCCGGUCCUAUUUCAUAUCGCAAGAAUGGUUUCUUGGCGGUGACGGAUGCGAAUCUUGUUCUCGGACGAAUUAUUCCCGAGUUCUUCCCGCACAUAUUCGGCAAAAAUGAAGAUCAACCUCUCGACAGGCAAGCAGCAGUUGAAGCGAUGCAAAAGGUGACCGAUGAAGCGAAUGACUUCUACCGCAACCACGCAAACGUUUCAAGACCUGAAAUGACCGUUGCAGAGACUGCAUUGGGUUUUAUUGAUGUUGCAAAUGAGACAAUGUGCAGAGCGAUUAGGUCGAUAACACAGUCAAAAGGGCAUGACACAUCGCAACACGUGCUCGCAUGUUUCGGUGGAGCCGGAGGACAGCAUGCAUGCGCUAUUGCAAAAUCUCUUGGAAUAGAAAGCGUAUUUGUGCAUCGCUAUUCUGGCGUUCUCUCAGCAUAUGGGCUCGCACUUGCCAAUGUCGUGCACGAAGCUCAAGAACCUGCUGCGAAAGUGUUCUCGAAAGGUGAGAAACGCAAAUUUCUUCACAAAUUUCAAUGCUCAUAGAUUAAUUCUUUGAAGCAACAAGGCCGCACUGAACUGCAAAAGAGUGGUUUCACUGAAGAGAAUAUACGAUAUGAACCGUUCCUCCAUAUGCGCUAUGAAAGAACCGAUUGUGCGUUGAUGUGUUCGUGUUCGUCAUCCUGUGGCUUGUCGUCGACCAGCGAUUUUGGCCAUAUUAAAGGCUACGAAGAAAGUUUUUGUGAGGCUUAUCAACGCGAAUUUGGUUUUGUCAUUCCUGGACGGGCGAUUGUUGUGGACGACAUUCGCGUUCGAUGUGUUGGAAUUAGCCGAACGGCUGAUUGUUUCACGAUUGAGGAGGCAAGCCAUCCGAAUAAACCACCGAUUAAGACUACACUGUUCUGUUGGUUCAAG
Anisakis simplex (herring worm) is the source of this 1041-nucleotide messenger RNA. The record is from the annotation of a GenBank genome assembly. Lineage: Eukaryota; Metazoa; Nematoda; Chromadorea; Rhabditida; Anisakidae.